CUCGCCAAAAAGCCCUAGCCUCUCGGAAACGGACCCGCCGUUUCGGACAGUUGAAAUCCUAGGAAGAUGGCGCCGAAGCUGUUCGAAGACGACGACGACGACUCUUCCCAGAACGAAGACAUCUCUAAGAUCGAGGUCGAUGAGAAUUACGGUCGGAGGUUGGAGUACAACAGGACCCGCCAGGAUCUCCAGAAGUACGAGGAGCGGAAGAAGCGAGGUGACAUCUCCAGCUCGGACGAUUCCGACGAGUCUUCCGAAGAGUAUGAACCCGACGAAGAUUUUGGGAAUCCUGUGAAAGACCUCAAGUUCUUCGAUUCGUUGAUCAAGGUAAGGAGACAGGACCCUUCGCUUAAGAACAAAGAUGUUAUGCUUUUUGGGUCUGACGAAGAAGGUGGAGAGGACGAGAGUGAUGAGGAAGGUAAGAAGGAUGAGAAGGACGCUAAUAAGGAGAAGAAGAAGAAGAAGAAGAAGAAGAUGCUAUUGAAAGAUGUUCAGGCAAAGCAUUUGAUGGAGGAAGGUCCAGACUUUGAUGUCAGUGUGGAAGAGAAGGUUAAGACAUAUGCGGAGGAACAAGAGGAACUGAGAAAAGCUUUGCUUGAUGCGGUGGAGGAGGCAGAGGCCGAGGAUGAUGAUGACGGUGAAGAUCUCUUGACAGUGAAAGAAUCAAAAAGUGAGAAUCUUGAGGAGGUUGAUGAUGUGUUCGUGAAGAAAGUGGACGAGUAUUUUGGGGAGGGUGCAGAACUAGAUGAGAACACGAAAUUCUUGAGAGAUUUCUUCACCAAACAGAUGUGGAAGGAAAAGGAUGGAAAGGGUAAGAAGGCAUUGAUGGAUGAAGAUAUAUUGGACGAGUUGGAGCAGGAUGAAGGUGAGUUGGAGAGGCAAGAGGAGUACGAGACUAACUUCAGGCAUGAAGAGGAAGAUGCAGGAGCGCUAAAGAAUUAUCCGAGGAAAGUGGAGGAUUCGGUGAGGAAUAAGGAGAAUCCCAGGAAGGCGCAAAGGAAAAACAAAGAGGAGAGGUUGAGGAUUGCAGAGAUGGAGAGGCAGGAAGAACUGAAGCGCCUGAAGAACGUCAAGAAGAAGGAGAUCAAGGAGAAGAUGAAGAAGGUGCUCUCUAUUGCCGGUUUUAAGGAAGGGGACGAAUGCCCCAUCAAUCCGAAGGAUUUGGACGACGAGUUUGAUCCCGAUGAGUACGAUAAGAUGAUGAAAGCCGUGUUUGAUGAUGAAUACUAUGGUGAGGACGACUCUGGUUUUGGAAACGAAGAGGAUGAAGAUGAGAAACCCGACUUUGAAAAGGAAGAUGAGUUACUCGGACUUCCAAAGAAUUGGGAUGUUAUUAAGCCCGGGGAUGGUUUCUUAGCUGCGAGAGAGAAGACACUACAGCAGAAAGAAGACGAUAUCGGGGACGAGGAAUUGGAUGAAGGGGCGGAAGAAGAAGAGGAGGAGGAGGAGGAGAAGGAAGGGGAAGAACUGAGAGAGGAGAACACAGAGAGUAAAAGGAAGAGAAAACGAAAAGCAUCACUCGUGCAAAGAGCCAAGGAAGCUUUGAUGGAAGAGUAUUACAAGCUGGAGUACGAGGAUACGAUUGGAGACUUGAAGACAAGGUUUAAGUAUGCUAAAGUAGAACCCAACAGAUUCGGGUUGGAGACAGAGGAGGUACUUGCCUUAGACGACAGGGAACUGAACCAGUUUGUGUCUCUGAAGAAGAUUGCUCCUUACAAGGAAAAGGAGUGGAAGUUACCCAAAACGAAGAAACACGAGCAGAAGCUCAAGAUCAAGGAGCUUCUCAGGGAUAAAAAGAGCGGUCACAAGAACAAGAAGAAACCGAAAUCUGAAGAGAAGAAGAAGCAAACUGUAGAAGAAGGAGGUGAAGAAGGCAAGGAUGAUCAGAGUAAAUUAUCGAGAAAGGCUAAGAGAAGACGAAGACAAUCGGAACUGAAGCCGUCACAUUCAAGAUUGGUGGGUUAUCAGAAAGCUGGAGAUAACACAUCAACUAAAAGGUGAUGUUUUUGGUGACCCUCGUUACUGUUUUCAUUCCCUGAAUUCUAUCUCCAUUGUCGUCAGGUUUGGAGAGUUUUGGUUUUUGAUCGGUUCAAUGGCAUGAACUUUUGCUUUUGUGAUGAAUAAAUAUCACUGUUAGUUUCAACUUUGCA
Molecule: messenger RNA, 2150 nt
Organism: Tarenaya hassleriana
Lineage: Eukaryota; Viridiplantae; Streptophyta; Magnoliopsida; Brassicales; Cleomaceae
Product: protein KRI1 homolog
Exons: 1
Coding region: 67-2001 (644 amino acids)
Biological process (GO): endonucleolytic cleavage in ITS1 to separate SSU-rRNA from 5.8S rRNA and LSU-rRNA from tricistronic rRNA transcript (SSU-rRNA, 5.8S rRNA, LSU-rRNA)
Cellular component (GO): nucleolus; 90S preribosome
Source: RefSeq, a predicted model, not a curated record